Messenger RNA from Dioszegia hungarica, 825 nucleotides. RefSeq lists its product as uncharacterized. The transcript has a single exon. Lineage: Eukaryota; Fungi; Basidiomycota; Tremellomycetes; Tremellales; Bulleribasidiaceae. The record is from RefSeq and is a predicted model, not a curated record. The coding region runs from base 1 to 825 and encodes 274 amino acids.
AUGGCCUCUCCAUCGCUUUUCCCCACGUUUCAACGGCUCUCUCCUAUUAUAUACCUCUACACUCCCACCAGGUCCCCCAACCCAGACCCUGCGUCGCCCGACCUCAUCAUCCUCGCGACAUGGAUGGGCGCCCCUCCCAAACUCAUCAACCUCUACGUCACAUCAUACAAGCAGCUCCUCCCCACCUCGCGCAUCCUCCUCCUCACGUCCAAGAUGUCGGAUAUCUUCGUCACUCCCACGUCUACCUACCAGUCCUUCCUCCUCCCCGCGCUUCCCCUCCUGCAAGCCACCACCGGUAAGAUCGUCGGUGCUGUCUACUCCAACGGCGGUGCGUUCGGCCUCACCAACCUCGCCAGAUUGUACGCGGCGCAUACGGGUCGCCCCUUACCGCUCGAUGGACUCCUGCUCGACUCUGCACCAGGAUCGGCCGCGGACCUCGUCUCCGGCCAGCGAGCUAUACUGGCUUCCAUCCCUCCCUUCCUCCGUCGCGCUCCCGCUCGCGUGUUCGUCAUCUUCACCAUCCAGCUCUUCUUCGUCCUCUAUCGGAUCAUGCUGCGAUGGACGGGACGGGUGGAUCCGAUCACAUCUAUCCGGGCGGAUUUGCUGGAUGGUCGCUUACUACGGAGGGGAGGGAUGAGGGCGUACAUUUUCAGCGAGGAGGAUGUGAUGGUGCCAGCAGGGGCGGUGGUGCAACACGCGCAAGAGAGUGAGAGGGCAGGAUGGACGGUGAGGCGGGAAUUGUGGAAGGGGAGUGGGCAUGUUGCGCAUGCUAGGGCGGAUAAGGAGCGGUACUGGGCGGUGGUGAGGAACACCCUGGGUAGCUAG